AUGGUCACUGACGAGGCUCAUGGUGCAGCGCUCUUCGCAAGGGAGGCGAUCACAUGGCGCGGCGCACGGCAUGGAGCAGCUCCCGUGGUGGUCACAUGCCCAGGCACAUUGCUCGAUACAGGGAGUGCAUGGUUGAUUGCACAGCAGAUCGUAACCAGAGUGAGGACAUCGGACCUAUGCCACAGUUCUGGACACCUUUGUCUGACAUUUGAUGCUUCCGAGAUCAAUCGCAUGGUAACAAGCGACGUUGCGCUUGACAUACCCGCAUGGAAGCUCCACGCUUUCGACUUAAACCAAACAUCGCCCACAGUCUUGGCCGCAGAGUUUAGGGCAGGUAUGCUCGCAGGUUGUGUGAAGGCGCUGGAACAGCUGGGAGCAGUCUACUGCUUCGUGUAUCAUGUCGGAGUGACAUUGGGCCUGACGUCGAUGACCGCAUGCCUGCAGCCGGCGCUCACACGGCAGGUCACAGCCGCCCUCGGGUCUCUUGCGCGCAAAGUCCUCGGGCUCCGAACACAGUAUGUCUCUCUACGAGUGACGAGGGCAGCACAAGGGCAGCGCGGCACCCACCGUACCAGCGAGGAACUUCGUAAGACGUAA
Messenger RNA from Truncatella angustata, 597 nucleotides. RefSeq lists its product as uncharacterized. The transcript has 2 exons. The coding region runs from base 1 to 597 and encodes 198 amino acids. The record is from RefSeq and is a predicted model, not a curated record. Lineage: Eukaryota; Fungi; Ascomycota; Sordariomycetes; Amphisphaeriales; Sporocadaceae.